AUGGAUAUCAUUUAUAAUUUAUAAGCAAAAAAGAAAUAAAAAUUAAAAUUAAAUAAUGGAAAAAAUGACUUCUUGGCAUAACACAAAUUUAAGAUGGUUUGUAUUAGUGUUAAUUGGUGUUUAUCCAUUAGUAUAGUUUUUAAUAGGAGAAUAUCCAGCACUUUUAGGAGAAUAAAUCAAAUCUUAUUUUAAUGUGUCCUAAGCAUAAAUUAAUUAUUUACUCACAUUCAGAACAUUUCCAAAUAUGAUAAUGUCAUUAAUUGGAGGUUUGAUUAUAGAUACUUUUGGAGUAAGACGUUCUUAUGUCCUUUUUGGAUCAGUUGUGAUUAUUGGCUAACGUAUUAAUAAUAGAAUAUUAUAAAAAAAGUUUUAUGUUUCAUAUCAGUAAUUUAUAAACAUUUUAUUUGGAUGGUGAUUGGUAGAUUUAUUUUUGGAUUAUUUGAAUCAAGUGGUUUUGUAGCUGAGAGUUAUUAUAUCAACAAAUGGUUUAAAGGUAAAGAAAAUUCACUUGCAUUUGGGUACAUUAAUUAAAUAAAAAUAGGAUUGAUACUGCUAUCUGUAGAUUAGGAUCAAUUGGAGCUGCUAUUAUCUAUCCAUAUCUGUAUCUAUCUUCUAAUAAUGAAUUAUCUCAAUGUUUAUUGAUGUGUCUCCUUAUUGCUAUAAUAAGUUUACUAAUAAUCAUUAUUCUCACUUAAAUUGAUAGAUGCAGCGAUAUAAGAGAUAAAACAACAGAUUCUAAAUUAGAUAGUGUAGAUCUUAGACAAAUUAAAAAUUUUAACUAAGAAUUUUAUAUUACUUUAAUUACAGCUAUGACCUGUUAUUCAGUAUUCUUCAUUUUCUGUUAUAACAGUGUCGAAAUGUUUAAAAAUAUGUAAUUAUAAUCAAAAUAUUUAGUUAUAAAUUGGAGUAAAAUGUUGCAAAUACAAUAUUUAGUAUUCCAUACUAUCUUUCUGCAAUUUUGAGUCCAAUUGUUGGUCAUUAUGUAGAUAAAAAAGGAAACAAUAUUGAAAUUCUUUGUAUCGCUAGUGGUUGUUAAUUAUUAACAAUGAUCAUUUUUUAUUUGAUGCCAGAAUGUGAUAUAUAAUGCGUUGCUGUACCACUUUUAGGAAGUAUACUUAAUGGAUUCUUUUUUGGAACAUAUUAUGCUGUAAUGUGGCCACAUAUACCUUUAAUUGUUCCAACUCAUAUGGUUGGAACUGGCUUUGGCUUAACUUUUGCUUCCAUCAAUUCAGGUAUUAAACUUUAUUUUAUUUUAGAAAUUACUAUUUUUUCAUAUAUUAUUUCUAACAUGUUGGAAAUAGAAAAUUAUGAUAAUUAUAGAUAAAUGAACUUUUUGCUUCUUAUUUUAUCUGUCAUCGGAUUUAUUCCUCUAAUAUUUUUAUUCAAAUAUUAUCGAACUUAAUACCAUAAACGUGUUCAAGAUUAAAAUGAUGAAAAUGAAUCUACAAAUUAAAUCGAGUUAAUUGUAAAAAGUAAAUCAACUUGA
Molecule: messenger RNA, 1486 nt
Organism: Paramecium sonneborni
Lineage: Eukaryota; Ciliophora; Oligohymenophorea; Peniculida; Parameciidae
Source: the annotation of a GenBank genome assembly